Molecule: messenger RNA, 2866 nt
Organism: Alternaria rosae
Lineage: Eukaryota; Fungi; Ascomycota; Dothideomycetes; Pleosporales; Pleosporaceae
Exons: 3
Coding region: 146-2611 (821 amino acids)
Molecular function (GO): protein binding
Source: RefSeq, a predicted model, not a curated record
GUUUGUGGGGGUGGCACCCCACCGAUGGCGUCGAUGCGCAUCACGCCCGGACUUGACGAAUUGACGCAUCCAACUCACAACACUCCCACGUGCGCAGUUGGAUACUACAGCAUUCUCGCGCGACGCGCGUCUAUGAGCACUUGUGAUGCCUAUGUGUACUUCUCCAGACCACAUGAUGUCCCCUUCCCCACCAAACGUCAGUGCCGAGGAACGCCCACUUUCUCUACAGUCUCUACCCAGCGAAUUACUCCAACUCAUCGUUGCCUACCUCGACACUCCUACGCUCAAACACGUGGCUCUAGUCUCCCAGGCAUUCCAUCAACAUGCGACGGAUCGAUUGUGGCGUCAUGUUUGUUUGGUCGACCAGUGGAAGCUACACUUGAACGAAGAGACAGACCUGCUAUGGGGCGAACGCGGCCGUGGAGAGCCCGACGAGCACGACGACACACCCAUCAUUCAGAAACUGUACAUACUUGCGACUAACCCUGCGAUCGCAUCCAAGGUCCAGACACUGUCGCAUCGAUGUCACCUGCCGUCUCCGAACAUAUUCAGCGAACUCCCACGAAUGCGCUUCGACGCCGAUAAUCUCUCACAAGACGAUCGACUACACAUACUCCUCAAGCUCGCCAUACGAAACCUGAUCAAUGUGCAUACGCUGCGUAUUGUAUACGGGCACUACAAGCUGACGAACACACUCGUCACUGGCUUCCUUGAUCAAGGUCGACCACGACGUGUACCUCUUCGUAAACUCUGGCUUGAGAGCUGCAGCUUCGACAAGACUGAGUUAUGCCGGCUUCUGCCAAACAAAGCUACUGGGCUCGAGAGCAUUCGGCUGCGUAGGCUUGGGAAGGACAUGUCAGAUCAAACAAAGUGUCCGGGGCUACAAUUUUCCGAGUUCAAGCUUUCCCGUGGCGGACAAUACUACCAGAUGCAUAAUGGCGCAGGAGGUUUUGUUGGAACCACUAUCCACUUCUCUCAUGAAGGUCUGCCAGAACGCUGGCCGCGGUCUUCAACAGAAGAGUUGAGUGAAAAGGCCAGAGCAUAUGAUGCUAUCAUGUGGGAGGAACUUCCCGAGAUUAGAGACUACGUCGAUGAGAAUCCGGUGCAUUUCGAGCCCGCAUCACUUGGACAGUUUGUGUCUGACCCAAAUCCCCCAAUGGAAUGGCUAAUUGCAUGCUCUGCCUCCACGCUCACCAGUCUCAACCUGGAUUGGAUACACUGGCGUCGGAGAGAUGCAGAACUCGCCGGCUCCACCACUGACUCUGAAUUGUUUCUCUCUGCACUAAGCAGGCUGCGUUUCCCGCACUUGCGUGCAUUGCAGAUUCGCAAUGCUGUUUUACCACCCACAGUACUCCCAAAGGACGUUUAUCUAAUGGAAGAACCCUUUCUGGACUUCGUCGAGGCGCAUUCUAAGAUACAGUGCCUCGGUUGGCCCAUGGACAAAAUGUACAGUCACACUAAGCCGUCUCUUGACAUUCAAAAUCGAUCCCGAGCUCUGGUCGCCCAUUUAGCAACAACGCUCACCGACCUUCGCAUCGAUACGCAAUAUACAGGACCUGGGGAGCCAUUCACGGCGAUAUGCAGGACGGCAGAAGACAUGCAGGAACGUACCCGGCGACGAAGAUUCAUCGACGAGUUCGUACCUCACAUGCGGAAAGUCGAGCAGAUCAAGCUAGAAGGCGGUAUACCACGCGACGAGAAGCGUGAACUGCUUCGAGCACUACACUGGUGCCCGUUGAAGAAGAUAGUCAUGAUUGGCGUUUCAUUUCCAGCAGGGAAUACAUGGGGCGCUGGCGGACAGCAACUCAGCGCCAUCGACCCAGGGCAAUCCGGCUCAGAGUUCAUCUACAACCUUGAAGACGAAGACCUUUCGGGCAUCUUAGCCGCAUACCGCCGUGGGUUCCCAAUGCCCUUGGAUUUUACAUUUGAACCGAGCUACGGCUGGCCGCCCCAAGCGCCCCUUCUCCAGACCGUCGCCCUGCACCACGCGUCUACAGUUGAAGAGCUCAAGAUUUGUGGCUACAACGGCUGCCCAAUUCUCUCUUACACAACACCCAUCACCAACCCUCUUCUCACCGGUCUCCGCUCCUUCGACAACCUCAAACAACUCGUCAUCUCAUUCUGGCUGAUGACUUGGUAUGAAGACUCCUAUCGCGAUACGGAGAUCAUCCAAUCUUGGCUCGACACACGCUCCCCUUCUUCGACAGCACUCACCAUUGUGACGCCUCCCGCAUCGCCAACCCAUGAUCAGCCCGUCGACCCAGGUCAGUUUCCCAACUUUGGUAAUCCACGCGUUGUGCCACGUGCUCAGAACUUCAACCGGUGGGCUGUCGAGCUCAGGACCAAGUUUACUCCCUCGGCGCUUGCGUACCGUGUUGCGCGGGACAUUGGACCGUUCCUGAGUGACGUGGCUAAAGAGAGGAAGGGCGGUGUGGGUGUGAGGGCGAGCUUUUGCCUGGGCGUAAAGGAAGAGAGGAGAACUGCGAGCGACAUGUUCGAUUUGGAUAUCAGGAUCGGGAGAGGCAACCAGGUGUUGGAGUUUGUAGGACCUAGAGAGGAAGGCGAGAAGGGGCGGUGGUGGACGAAGAUCGAGCAGAGAAGGUGGUUCUGAGGAGUGAUGGAACGAGAAUGUGCUUUAUACUUGUUGUGAUUGUUGAAAGCGCUGCUGCACGUCAACAUGCAACUUCGGCCAUGUACGGAAUUUGUAUAGCAGGUGGUGUGUUAGUCGAGACUUGUUCAUCUAGAUAGCAAAGCAGAUCAGGUACAAAGCAACAGGCACAGUGUCUGUUUGUAAUUUGCCAAUAAGGUCGGUACGUCCGUAGGUGUAAUCGGUACGGUCGUCUGCACUCGAGUGAUGGGUCGCGGG